AUGAUUGUGUCGAAAAGUUUUUCCUUGAGGGAUGAUUUAAUAGGGCUGAAGCCUCACCAUCAUUGGUCCACAGUGGUGUCCAUACCUCUACUCUAUGCAUAUGUCACUAAGUACAUCACAGGAACAGAUAAAAUGAGACCUAACUGUUACGAAGUGAUCGCCAUGGACGGCACCCUGUCAGGAACGCUGCAGUGCGAGGACGGGAAGAGUUUGGCAGAGUGGAUAAGAUGUAUCACCAACAAUAUUGCUGUUCUCAACAACCAGGCUGUGCUGGUGUCUAAUAAGGUUCUUGUGCCAAAUGAACAUAUUCACACCAUGUGUUGGAGCUGUGAGCACCUGCAGUCCACACGGCAGUGGCAGCACUGGCGACCCAAGUUUGUGGCGCUGAAAGGACAGGAGUUUUACGUGUUUGACGCUCCCCCAGUUCAAACAAGAGACUGGGUAAGAUGUGAGAGGAUUUACAAGAUUUAUGAAACUAUGUUCAGAAUAUUAAAACACAAAGAGCUGAUAGAUGACCGUCAGUACUGUUUUGUGGUGCAGACGGCGCAGCAUGGCGGACUGUACAUGAGCAUGGAGACGCGAGAACAGCUGCUGCAUCUGGAGAAAGCUUGGCACAGAGCCAACUAUCUGGCCGUCAGACAUAUUGGGAGUAAAACAUUUGGUUGUUCUUGGAGGGACAGAAUCUGUGGUCUGACUCUGGACCUUCAGGCUGGCUUCUCACUCUAUGACAGUGAAACCAAGAUUUUCAUGUGGAAUUACAAAUUCUCCCAACUGAAGGGAUCCUCUGAUGAUGGGAAGACAAAACUUCGACUGAACUUCUUUGCAGAAGACAAACAGAAUGUGGAAACAAGGGAAUUGGAGUGUACGGCACUGCAGACGCUGUUGUUGUCAAUCCACGCCUUCCUGUCGGCCAAAUUGGCGUCUGUGGACCCCCAGUUUCUGAAGAAUUUCUGAGACACCAACUUUCCUGUCUGCCAAGUUGGCAUCUGUGGACCCCCAGUUUCUGAAGAAUUUGUGCUGUGAAGACCCUGUCUCUAGAGUAAAGAGGAGAGGAAGGCAAGAGUGGGGUGUAUCAUUGUUUAUACAAGCCUUCCUACCUCUUCUGAUAAAUAAUAAAAGUCUUACUUAAAAGGCUAUUUAUUCACAUCUCCCUAUCAGCCAUAUUGAUUCAAGUUAAUAAAAUAUAAUCACACUGUAAGUAGUUCUACCAAGUUAUCUGAAGUUCUCAUUAAGUGAAGUUGUUGCUAUUAAUAUACUUGAGUUGCGUCAUUCUCAAAUGAGGAAAAGAGUUUUUGAGGGUGACUUAAACAUGUCUAGAUGUACCCCUACCAUAGUUAAGGACAUUUCAUAUGAGGAGAGUCACUUUAAAUAUUUGAAAUCUUUUACGUGUUUGAGGAGAUUGCACAUUAAUAUCAGCACAGUGAAAGGUAGUUGAAGAAGAAUGAUGUAAUGCAAACCUGCCUGGCGUUGAUGGUAUACAAGACAAACCUUGUUUAGGCAGAGAGCAGUAUUAUGUGUGAACUAGUCACCGGGUUUAUAAUAUAAAUUUUAUGGCAUAGAUGAUAGCGGUAUUUCUUUUUAUUUAUUUACAUAUUUUAAAAAAGAAAAAUUGCUUUUACAUCCCUGGGGAAUCGUAUAUCAACUAGUCAUCAACUAGUCAGCUGUAUAAAGCAGUUAUGGAUUUUUUACCUCUUCAUUUAACCAGAUGUGUUGUUAUGACAUUGAUCUAGUCAACAAUGGCAGGUGCAUGUGCUAACUUCUACAGCAUUUUUUUUUUCUUUUUUUUUUUUUUUCACUUGUAACUUUUUAGGUCUUAAAUGCAUACAUUGUGUCUAAAAAGUCUGAUUUCUUGAAAUAUUUGAGCAGUGAGCAUGAAGUAAGUCCCUCUGGUUGAUAGACUGGGCAUCAGUUGACUUUACAAUAUUUAUACACAGAUAUACAUAUUUAUACAUAGAUGGUGACUUGUCUGUUUAUCCACUGCCAAAGCAGUUUGUUUAACUGAGACACUUGUGAGCUUAUGCAUAGUAUUAAAAUUCAUUUUUUAUUUUAUAUAUUAAGUAAAUUUUCCUUUUCUUAGAUAAUAUUAUCAACUUGAAACUAAAUUUAUCUAGAAGUUUAUAUAGCAGGGAGAAGGCCAAUAGUUAAAAAAUCUCUUCCAUUGUUUUUGUGCCAAACUUGCCUGUCUCUUUAUUAAAUGUCUCUUCAAUAUAUUUAUUAAAGGUUUGUCCCAUAUCUUUAUUUACAUCUCUUUGUUAAUUCUUAUUCAUUGGGAUUGUUGGUCAACAUUCACAUAUUCUGUAGACUAUUCCCAAUAAGUGUUUACAAUUUUAUGAUAGAUAUUACUAUGUUCUUUCUCCUUAGUUCACAGGUUUCAUUCAUCAGUAUUCAUUCAUUCUGUUCUUUUAUAUUUUUAUACAACCAGUAAAGAGUGGUUUAACUUCAUUUUAUGUUGUUUGUGUCGCAGUGAAACUGUCACCUUCUGUAUAAUAUUUUACAGCCAUGAUUGAUUUUAAAAUGUCACAUCAUCAGUGAAUGUUACAAAUGAUAUGGGUGUGUAACAACUUAGCUCCCCCAUUUAUUUUGUGAAGUUUCACUCGAUUCUAUUUAUUGUGAUAUUCCACUUAGAUGGCUUUGGAAAAACCGCCAUUGCUCUAGUGAUUGGUUUC
This is a messenger RNA of Lingula anatina, 2666 nucleotides long. Its product is annotated as gamma-2-syntrophin. Gene Ontology annotation, cellular component: dystrophin-associated glycoprotein complex; intracellular anatomical structure. NCBI's taxonomy places the organism in Eukaryota, Metazoa, Brachiopoda, Lingulata, Lingulida, Lingulidae. Gene Ontology annotation, molecular function: structural molecule activity; protein binding. The record is from RefSeq and is a predicted model, not a curated record.